CCCACUCUGUCAAACAUGAUGACUCUACAUCACAAACUCGCUGCCUUACUCAUACUCCUGUGUCUGCUCUGUGCCCUCCAGGUGCAGACAGCCCCUCUGCCGGAUGACUGGGGCAUGGACCUCAUCUACCGGGCCAAGCGCUCUCUGUUAUGGCGCUGGAACACCCUGCGGCCUGUGGGCGCCAGCUGCCGGGACCACUCCGAAUGCGGGACCAAGUACUGCAGGGCUCAAGUUUGCUCAUUCCGAGUUUUUGCAGCUUAAACGAAGGACCUUAGCCCAUUCUGGUAGCUUCACCGCCUCAAGGAUCUAAAUCUUUUUUUUUUUUUUUUUGAAUCUCAACAUACCAGAGAAGGGACACUUUACCUAAUUUAUCAAAGAUUUAGCUCAAAGUGUAAGAGCACUUUUAGCUGUUUUCCAGCUGUUCAUCAAUGGUAUAAAUCUACUAAGGACAAUGUCUUUGAUAAAAAACUGAAUUAUGCACUUGGACGUCCACCCAAACCCAUUCACCGUUCUGACUACCACACUUAUUUUCUUGAUGUGAACUGGGGAAGUCACACGAGGCACACACCGUACAAAUA
Messenger RNA from Megalops cyprinoides (Indo-Pacific tarpon), 578 nucleotides. Its product is annotated as liver-expressed antimicrobial peptide 2. The record is from RefSeq and is a predicted model, not a curated record. Gene Ontology annotation, biological process: defense response to bacterium; antimicrobial humoral immune response mediated by antimicrobial peptide. The coding region runs from base 16 to 261 and encodes 81 amino acids. The transcript is spliced from 3 exons. NCBI's taxonomy places the organism in Eukaryota, Metazoa, Chordata, Actinopteri, Elopiformes, Megalopidae.